Molecule: messenger RNA, 364 nt
Organism: Mizuhopecten yessoensis (Yesso scallop)
Lineage: Eukaryota; Metazoa; Mollusca; Bivalvia; Pectinida; Pectinidae
Exons: 1
Coding region: 73-333 (86 amino acids)
Source: RefSeq, a predicted model, not a curated record
AUUAGUAUUUUGUGUACCUAUGUUUGAUAAAUUUUAUCAUUAUGAUUUCUUUUUACAGGAUGGCACCGCAGGAUGAAUGGCAAGGCCGGUCGAGCGAACCUCCCCUUCUACCUCCUGGUCCCUCUCAUGAAGAAGGAAGGAGAGAUAGUGAAUCUUCAGAUGCGUCUCGUGGGAGAAAACCUGUUGGCUCGCCACCAGACCACCACCUACAAGCGUGUACAGGGCAAGAUCUUUGCCCUGUGGGACCGGCUUGACUCUGGUGAUCCGGACAACCGCCUCACAACAUCAGACUUCCUGCGGAAGGUGGGAAACAUCUACGCACCCAGAGAGUGAUCAUUUCGGACAAAUAGUGUAGGACAGUGAA